This is a messenger RNA of Aedes aegypti (yellow fever mosquito), 880 nucleotides long. Its product is annotated as cuticle protein. Gene Ontology annotation, cellular component: extracellular matrix. Lineage: Eukaryota; Metazoa; Arthropoda; Insecta; Diptera; Culicidae. The transcript has 2 exons. The record is from RefSeq and is a predicted model, not a curated record. The coding region runs from base 170 to 790 and encodes 206 amino acids.
GGUUCUGGUUCGAAAGUUCCGAAACCCGUUGCAUUCGAGGUUGUCUAUUUUGAGCUUCGGCCAGUAGAAAUUUGGCUCGACCCUAUAAAUUGCGAAACGUUCUCCACUUCUGCACAGUUCGACCAGUUUCAUUGCUUAGUGCACAUCAUCUACUCCAUUCCCGACAAAAAUGGCUUUCAAGUUCGUAACCUUCCUCGCCCUGGUGGCCGUUGCCCAAGCCGGAGUCAUCUCCAGCCCAGCUCUGUCCUACGCUGCUGCCCCAGCCCUGACCUAUGCUGCUCCUCUCGCCAAGACUGUCUCCUAUGCCGCUCCUUUGGCCACCAAGACCCUCGUUGCUGCUCCUCUUGACAAGACCGUUGUCGCCGAUGAGUACGACCCCAACCCACAGUACUCUUACAGCUACGGAAUCUCCGAUGCCGUGACCGGAGACCAGAAGGAACAGCACGAAUCCCGCAACGGAGAUGCCGUCCAGGGAUCUUACUCGCUGGUUGAUGCCGAUGGCUUCAAGCGCACCGUUGAAUACACCGCCGACCCAAUCCACGGAUUCAACGCCGUCGUCCACCGUGAGCCUCUGGCCGUCAAGACUGUUGCCCCAGUUGCCAAGGUUGUUGCCGCUCCAGUCGCUUAUGCUGCCCCAGUUGCCAAGACCAUCUCCUACGCCGCCCCAGCUGUGACCAAGACCCUGGUCUCUCAGCCAGCUUAUGCCAGCUAUGCCGCUCCUCUGGCCACCAAGACCAUCGUUUCGCAGCCAGCCUACACCAGCUACUCCUCCCCAGCUCUGUACCACUAAACAUCUCGGAACUGUUAUCGACUGUAGACUGUUGACCACAUUAAUGACUGACUAAAUUAUUUAAUAAACACAAAAAUUAUUUGGAAAAAA